Schistosoma spindalis is the source of this 1434-nucleotide messenger RNA. NCBI's taxonomy places the organism in Eukaryota, Metazoa, Platyhelminthes, Trematoda, Strigeidida, Schistosomatidae. The record is from the annotation of a GenBank genome assembly.
AUGCCCAUUUCUGAUUCUACAUUUUGUGUCAAUUCCCAACACAAACUUUUAACUGUUUACACAGAUUCGGCUCCGAAUUCUCAGUCAGAACUUAGUUGUCCCAAUGUAUUAGACUCGAUUGGUGCCUUUGACCAUGAAGGUACAAGCAAUUGCACCUCUAAUUCGGAAGCUGUUGGUAAUUCUUUCGUCACUUUUGAGGUUUCUGAGACCGAAACAUGUGCAAGCAGUUUAUCAGACGACUUUCAAACAUUUCCAGAAUACUCAUUACAUACUAAGGUUUAUGUACCAGCAACUUUUCCCAGUACGCUGUGCCGUUAUUCAGAUCAGACAAACACGGAUAGUUAUGGAGAUAUUGUUACUCAGAAUUUGAUGUGGCUAGCUGAGGAAGCUGUACAUGCACCUCUUGAUGUUAUGACGGAACUUCACCAGGAUACAAAUCUCAUGUCUAAUCUUCACCCGAAUUAUAAGGCAGAUAGUAUUUUAGAAAGUCAUUUUUACGUUACUCUUCCACCUCAUUCAGAAAUCCCUGGAGCUUCACAACCAUGUUACAGUUUCCAGGACGAAAACACUACUGAUAAUGGACAGAGUUCUGAGCAGAUCGAUAUGUGUGUCGAUAGCACAGCCCAAACUUUCUCAUCAGAAUUAGAAUUAACUUCAGAUUUAGUUCGUGUAAGCGGUUUCACCAGCCCUUCAAGCUCCGAUGAACUACUUGAUCAGACUUUUGAAUAUCCAGUCUGUGAUUUCUUUCCCACGGAUGGUCAUAGUUAUACUUCCUACGACCAUUCUAAACCAUCCUACUAUAAUAAUUUUUUCGAAGGAUUUAGUAGCGCGAUAGUUUAUCCAGAUUGUGAUCCAAAUGGUUACGAAAGUGAACAGCAUGAUUGCUACACUGAUAGUAUAUUCGUCUCCAGCUUUCCAGACUCAUUGGUCACACAAGAUAAUACAUAUUUUUCCGCAUAUUUAAUUCCUGAUCAAAACUGCGAUUCUCGUGUGAAGCAGUCGAACAGCUAUCCGGAUUCUGCGGUACACAUUCCUUUCUGUACAGCAUAUGAAACAAAUGCAAAUAUUCUUCAAUACAAUAACUCAGUCCAAUGUGCACAUACAUUUGAACUGCCUUCGGCAACAUUUUUGACCGAUACAAAUCAGCAAUCAGCACGUUAUGCUUCUGUAUACGCACCAGCCGUGGUUUACCCUUACAGUAAUACAAUUUCGGAAUCGCUUCCUAACAACACGGAGUAUCCAUCUGUGGAAAACGUCCCAGCCAAGCGUGUACCUGUGAUUCCUCCUGUCAUUUCUGAGAAUAAUAACACAGUUUCCAAAAAAUCGAAGUGGAUUUGUACUCAUUGUUCUUUGAGUUUUACACGUCCAAGUCACUUGGUAGAUCAUUUGCGUAUUCACACCGGUGAAAGACCUUACAAGUGUAUUUUAUGUUGA